Antechinus flavipes (yellow-footed antechinus) is the source of this 2820-nucleotide messenger RNA. It is a transcript of the gene PPEF2, whose product is annotated as protein phosphatase with EF-hand domain 2. The record is from RefSeq and is a predicted model, not a curated record. Gene Ontology annotation, biological process: negative regulation of MAPK cascade. The transcript has 18 exons. Gene Ontology annotation, cellular component: nucleus; cytosol. The coding region runs from base 1 to 2616 and encodes 871 amino acids. Gene Ontology annotation, molecular function: calcium ion binding; Hsp90 protein binding; protein serine/threonine phosphatase activity. Lineage: Eukaryota; Metazoa; Chordata; Mammalia; Dasyuromorphia; Dasyuridae.
AUGGGAAGUGGCAGCUCCAGUCACCACCAUUUUGUUCUCCAGAAGGCAGAGAGCGCCUUUAAGGCAGCAGUCCUGAUCCAGAGAUGGUACCGCCGCUAUAUUGCCCGCCUGGAGAUGAGGAGACGGUGUACGUGGACCAUCUUCCAGUCUAUAGAGUAUUCAGGACACCAAGAUCAGGUCAAGCUCCAUGAUUUCUUCAGUUACCUUGUGGAUCACUUCACACCGAGUAGCCAAAAUGAAAGGAACUUCCUUAGCUGUAUGUUCGCGGAGGAGAGACUCCUUAAGGACUCUGAGAUGGAAAAAUACUGUGACUAUGAAUCCAUAGAGGUGCCAGACUAUUACACCGGACCCCAUGUCUCCUUUCCUCUCCUUCCCGACCAUGCGACUGCCUUAGUGGAAGCUUUCAAACAGAAAAAACAGCUACACGCUCGUUAUGUCUUAAAUAUUCUGCACGAGGCCAGGAAAUAUCUCAUACAACUGCCAAACAUCAACCACAUCUCAACCUGUUACAGCGAGGAGAUCACUGUGUGUGGAGAUUUACAUGGCCAGCUGGAUGACUUAAUAUUCAUAUUUUACAAGAAUGGUCUUCCAUCUCCUGAGAGAUCGUAUGUGUUCAAUGGUGACUUUGUGGAUAGAGGCAAACACUCAAUUGAAAUUUUGAUGAUUCUCUUUGCCUUCAUGUUGGUUUACCCAAAGGAGUUCCAUUUAAACCGAGGAAAUCAUGAGGAUCAUUUAGUCAAUUUACGAUAUGGCUUUACCAAGGAAGUGAUGCACAAAUAUAAGGUAAAUGGCAAGAAAAUACUGAAGAUGCUACAAGAGGUUUUUUGCUGGCUUCCAUUGGCCACCCUUAUUGAUGAGAAAGUCCUGAUAAUUCAUGGUGGGAUUUCAGACAAGACGGAUCUAGAACUUUUGGAAAAACUAGAAAGGCACAAGAUAAUUUCCACCAUGAAGUAUACAAAGAAACUGCAGAAAAAGAUUGCGGCGGAGGAAAGCAGAAGUAGCCCAGCCUGGUUUCCCCUUAAAAGCCGCUCUGUGCCCUCCUCACCCCUGCGUCUGAGUCCUCACAAGGGAAGCAGGUCAGCCAGCAUCCCCUGUACCUUCACACCUGAUCGGAGAGAGAUCUCCAAGAAGGUCCGGCAGUCGGUGCAACUGGAGUUGAAGGAAGGCCAGCAGCAAAUGGACUUCUCCAAAUUCAAGGACAAGGAGCCCUCGCGCUUCCCACUAGAAUCAGAACCAAAUUCUUGUGACUUCCAAGAAGUAAAUCACGAGGAGUGGAAGCAGGUUGCAGAUAUUCUGUGGAGUGAUCCCAUGCCGCAGGAAGGUUGCAAAGCCAACACGGUCCGGGGAGAGGGCUGCUUCUUUGGGCCCAAUGUGACAGAACAGGUGCUCCAAAGGUACAGCCUUCAGUUUCUGAUCCGGUCCCACGAGUGCAAGCAGGAAGGCUAUGAAUUCUGCCAUAACCGCAAGGUGCUAACCAUCUUCUCUGCUUCUAACUAUUAUGAAGUUGGCAGCAAUCGAGGUGCCUAUGUUAAGCUGGGGCCGGAUCUGAUCCCACACAUUGUACAGUACCAGGCUAACAAGACCACCCACACUCUGACUAUGCAACAGAGCCUCGGUCUGUCUGCCCAUACAGAUUUCAUCACUUUGAACGACUGGUCAGUUGCCAUGGAGUCUGUGCUACACCUGGGCUUGCCCUGGCGGAUGCUCAGGCCACAGCUGGUGACUCACACCACUAAUAACAUGUUAGAAUACAAGUCCUGGCUGAAUGAUUUAGCAAAGGAGCAAGUGAGCCACGAGAACAUUCAGUCCAGCUUGCUAGAAGUGCUCUACAGAAACCGUUCCAACCUGGAGACCAUAUUUCGGAUCAUAGAUAGUGAUCAUUCAGGACUCAUUUCAUUUGAUGAAUUCAGACAGAUUUGGAAGCUCUUCAGUUCUCACAUGAACAUCGACAUAACUGAUGAAAGCAUCUGUGACAUGGCUCGGAGCAUUGACUUCAACAAAGAUGGAAACAUAGACAUCAAUGAGUUCCUUGAGGCUUUCCGCCUGGUUGAACAGUCGUACUUGGAGGACAAAGACUCAGAACUGAAGAGUUCAGAGACUAAUGAAAGCAGCUAUUUCAUCACUUUGAACGACUGGUCAGUUGCCAUGGAGUCUGUGCUACACCUGGGCUUGCCCUGGCGGAUGCUCAGGCCACAGCUGGUGACUCACACCACUAAUAACAUGUUAGAAUACAAGUCCUGGCUGAAUGAUUUAGCAAAGGAGCAAGUGAGCCACGAGAACAUUCAGUCCAGCUUGCUAGAAGUGCUCUACAGAAACCGUUCCAACCUGGAGACCAUAUUUCGGAUCAUAGAUAGUGAUCAUUCAGGACUCAUUUCAUUUGAUGAAUUCAGACAGAUUUGGAAGCUCUUCAGUUCUCACAUGAACAUCGACAUAACUGAUGAAAGCAUCUGUGACAUGGCUCGGAGCAUUGACUUCAACAAAGAUGGAAACAUAGACAUCAAUGAGUUCCUUGAGGCUUUCCGCCUGGUUGAACAGUCGUACUUGGAGGACAAAGACUCAGAACUGAAGAGUUCAGAGACUAAUGAAAGCAGCUGUAGUGGCCAGGGAGUCCACUGACCAUGGAAUCCACCAGUUAAAGUGCCUUAUAGGGUUAGCCAGCCUACUGGGACAUUUCUACUGAUAGAUUACGUACCUCCAACUUCCCACAACCUAUAUUCUCAACAUCACUUUAAGAAAAAGUUCCAGGGUUUGUUGGAAAAUUUGAAGAGCAAAUAGAUGAGGGAAAAGUGUGGAAUUGAAAGAAAGUUUUAUAUAUGUUCC